Dendrobium catenatum is the source of this 939-nucleotide messenger RNA. RefSeq lists its product as uncharacterized. The record is from RefSeq and is a predicted model, not a curated record. The transcript is spliced from 3 exons. Bases 1 to 939 code for a protein of 312 amino acids. NCBI's taxonomy places the organism in Eukaryota, Viridiplantae, Streptophyta, Magnoliopsida, Asparagales, Orchidaceae.
AUGAGAGCUCCCCUUAGAGCAGUGGGCCAUCACCAGCCACAUCAUCCAGCUAUUAUGGAGUUCUCGGAGUUUGAUGAGGAGGUUAACUAUCAACCACAGGGAAACUUCACUGAUUCAGAAGAUGAAGGCCAUAUCCAACAUUACAAUCGCCCCAGGUUUUGCGGACCAAGGCACGGCGGACAAGUCGAAUUCUGGGUCAAAUUGGAUUUUCCAUUUUUUGAAGGGCAACUACAUAUCGUAGAUUACCUCGACUGGGAGCGAGAAAUUGAAGAGGUAUUCAAGUCCAUGGAGAUUAGCCCAAAAAAAAUUAUCGGGUUACAAGAGAUGAAAGGUUUCUAUGCCACAGAUGUAGAUUUUGCCCCAUUUUGGGAACGGUGCGUGAAUGGUCAACCAAGUGGCGUCUACAACAUACAACAUGGGUUCUUAUUCAAAGCCAAUUGUUUGUGUAUACGAAAUUCAUCGUGGCACAAGAAUCUUAUAAAAGAGACACAUUUUGGUAGCCUUGUUGCUCAUUUAGUCCUUGAGAAGACUCUUGCUCAACUCCAGGUUCAUUUCUUUUGGCCUCGGUAUGCUCAUGAUUUAUCCAGGUUCAUAGAGAAAUGCUCGGUAUGCCAAACUUAUAAGGGGACGGCUCAUAACACCGGCCUAUACUUUCCACUUCCCACGCUGGAUUCCAUUUGGGAGGACUUUAGUAUCAACUUUGUUCUCGGUCUCCUUCGAACCAAAAAUGGAGUCGAUUCCAUCAUGGUGGUCGUCGACAGAUUCUCCAAGAUGUCUCCGCCCACCUUCAACGGGAGUGAUAUCCAUCAGUAUCAUCCCCCCGACGAUGCAAACACUCAAUUAUCCUCACCAGAGACCAACUCUUCUAAUGAAAGGGCAACAUUAUGGGACUAUCCUAAGCCGCGUGAACAGCAGACCGUUGCUACUCCACUACUUUAG